This is a messenger RNA of Aspergillus pseudonomiae, 1260 nucleotides long. Its product is annotated as putative O-methyltransferase. Bases 1 to 1260 code for a protein of 419 amino acids. Gene Ontology annotation, molecular function: O-methyltransferase activity. The record is from RefSeq and is a predicted model, not a curated record. The transcript is spliced from 5 exons. NCBI's taxonomy places the organism in Eukaryota, Fungi, Ascomycota, Eurotiomycetes, Eurotiales, Aspergillaceae.
AUGGCCUCGCGCAUUGAAGCCCUGGCCACGACUAUUGCCGACUCGGCCAAGCAAUUACAAUCCCUGCUAGCCCAGCACGGAAUUGACGAGCCCUCGUUUGCAGCCACCUGCCCUCCAUCACUGGCGCUGCCCCCGCCGGUCGAGGCCGCACGCAACGCCCUCCUGCACGCCGCGUGUGAGAUCCAGGACCUGCUCCUCGACCCAGCCGAUCUCCUGCGCUCCUAUGCCACUCACGCGCAUCUCAUUGCCCUGCACUUCAUCCAGCAAUUCAACAUUGCGCAUCUGGUCCCGCCUAAUGGAACAAUCACUUUUUCAUCCCUAUCCGCGCAAUGUAACGUCCCAGAAGCCGAUGUCCGGCGCCUCCUUCGCCACGCCAUGACUAUCCGCGUCUUCGACGAGCCCGCUGAGAGUGAAGUCGCCCACACGCGUGCCAGCAUGCUGCUGCGACAGGAGGGGUUUCAUGGUUGGAUUGGCUCAACUUGCGCGAAUAGCUGGCCCGGCGCGACCAGGACUAUCGAAGCAUUAAAGCGCUUUCCAGGCUCCGAGGAGCCGAAUGAGUCGGGCUUCGCCCUGGCCAACAGGGGCCUGGCGCUUUACGACGUCCUUUCACAGUCGCCCGACCGCGCCGCCACGUUCGCCGCCAGCAAGCGCGGUUAUGCAUCAGGGGCCGCUAUGGGCACCGCGGGACUGAUUUCCUCCAUUCACCCGCUACUCUCUACCCUUCCGACAGAUAGCGUCGUCGUCGACGUUGGCGGCGCGCAGGGCGACAUCAGCUUCGCGCUGGCGGCGGCAUUCCCCCACCUGAGGUUUGUGGUGCAGGAUUUGCCGGGCGUGAUUGCUCGCGCGAAGGAGCAGCAUAUACCAUCAGCAACAGAAGCACUCGGGAAAGUGGAAUUCCAAGCGCAUGACUUCUUCACCCCUCAACCUACCAUCCGCGGCGCGCGUGUCUACUACCUCCGCCACGUCCUCCAUAACUGGGGCGACCGGCAUGCGGUGCGGAUUCUGCGGCAGUUGCGCUCGGCGCUAUGCCCCGGGGCACGUGUGCUGAUUCAUGACCAUGUCCUUGAGCCAUACCCGGCCCAGGAACCCAUGUGGAAGCGUAGACUCACUAGUAACAUGGAUGUGAAUAUGCUCCAGCUUCUCAACUCGCGCGAGAGAGACGAGGCGCAGUGGCGCGGGUUGCUGCGGGAGGCGGAUGGGCGGUUUCGGUGGCUUGGAGUCCGGCGGGCCGAGGGGAGCGCAUUGGCAGUGGUGGAGUAG